Molecule: messenger RNA, 6555 nt
Organism: Hydractinia symbiolongicarpus
Lineage: Eukaryota; Metazoa; Cnidaria; Hydrozoa; Anthoathecata; Hydractiniidae
Product: inositol-pentakisphosphate 2-kinase-like
Exons: 1
Coding region: 4168-5511 (447 amino acids)
Biological process (GO): inositol phosphate biosynthetic process
Cellular component (GO): nucleus
Molecular function (GO): ATP binding; inositol-1,3,4,5,6-pentakisphosphate 2-kinase activity
Source: RefSeq, a predicted model, not a curated record
UCUAGCCAGCUAUAUCCAUAUACUUUUUUUAUUAUUUUUUCAACCGUUUUUGGUAUUAUACUAAAGCAGCUGCCUUGAGUAAACAACAAACAAAACAAAAAGUACAGCAAGUAAAAGAGCACAGCUGUAUGAUUUGGUACCUCCAACUACCAUCGUCUAUUAUUCUUAUUAUUUUGCCUCUGCAUUUUUUUUAUUUUAAAUAAUGCUGCCUCCUUUAGUGGCCUCUUCUGCACAGUGGUACACAAGUCUAAAAGAAUCUAUUUUUUAUUAUGGCGAUCAAUUACAAUAUUGUGAUAAUUCAAGCUGUAACAACUACCUCUUCACUUUUGCUGCCACAAUUUUUUCUGUUUACAUGGUGUCCCUCUACCAAGUAAAGGAAAAGAAACAAGGCUUGCUACCCUGGAACUCAUUCUUGAAAGUAUGUACGAUGAGAGCAGGGUUGUAAUUUGUCAGUAUUUUUGGGGGUGAUGUGCAUAUAAAACAUUUCAACAGCUUUUUUUUAUAUAUUCUUUGGGUAAACUUAACUCAGAUUUUCCUUUUUUAGACAAAAAGUAAAGGACACUAAUGAAAAUUUUAAUGAAUUUUCUCAUAUAAUAUUAAAUGGUUUUGUGCAAUAAAAAAAUAUCCAUGAAUGCUUUAAAAACUGAGGUCAUACUUUUCUGUAAUUCAAGUAAAAAAUUAUUCCAAAUGUUAGUAUAAAGCUUAAUGGUAAGCUUUUAUAUUAAAUAUUAAAUAGACAUGUUCAAUACAUACGAAAGUCAAAAACGUGAUAUGAUUUAUUUUUUGGGGGGGCAGGGGAAAUUCUGUCCCACCUUUAAUAACUUUUUAAAGGCUUGUCUAAUUUGAAUCUUACUUUAUGUAUAGUAUGACACAAAAAGAACAAAAUAACAGCAGAAAUCUUUGCUUAUGUCAGCACUUUUUUCUGUGACAUCAUCGAAAGGUUGAAAUUUGAUCAAAAUACUGGUAUAUAUCUACUUAAAAUUCAAUUACUUUAGUUCUAGAACGAAUUUUUACAUUCUGUUUGAAGUUUCUGAAAGCCAAAUAAAAGUUAUUUAACAUAUAUAUUCCAUUUUUUGCAGAUUUUGCUUAAAACAUUUCAAAAUAUUGCCUAAAAAUCUGUUUUUUCCUGAUUUUCAGGUAAAAUCCAAAAAAACAGGAAAUCAGAUUAAUCAUGUGUCUAAAAAUAUGGAAGAAUUCUACUUGAUAAAACAAAGUUGUCUUGAAACUUUCAAGUUCUAAGGAUAAUCCUGACAAGGGUUAUUAUAUUUACCCAAUAAAGACUUCAUAGGGAUACUUAAGGUAGUUUUUAGUAAUAGCCAAUAACAAAGCCUCUGAGAGGUAUUGAUAAAUAUUGAAACUCAGUAAGUAUCAUAGCCAUCAAACAUAGCAUAAAGGAAUUAUUAAAAAAACCAUCAGGUGACAACAACUACUACUACUGCUACUAAUAAAUGACUAAGUGGUCUACACAAAAACAUAAUCACGCCAAGAUAGGUCAGGUCACUUUUUAGCAAUUAUAUAGCUAGCUAGGCAGAUAGCUAACAUGCAAAAAACUUGAGGAGGAAUCGUUUGAUUAAAAAAUUACAAAAUUCUGCCAUAGUCAACAUCAGUAGACAACUAUGUCAUAAUGCAUAUAAAUAAAUUAGGCUUCAUGGAUUUUGUGAUUUCCCAGCAUUAGAAAAGCAUGUUAGACUUUUAUUUCUUAAUUAGGUGAAAAAUCACAAAUAGGCCUUAGAGUUUGUGGUGCCAAAACAACUAAAAACUCCAACACUUUUUAUCCACAUUGCAUAAUUACAGACCCUGGCGUUGUUUACAGAUUUAUAUAAAAUAAUCAAUUUGAUAGAUUGAUUUUGAUCUAAAGAUUUAAACUUUGGUAUAGCUUUUGUGUAGCCUAAAUAGAUGGUGCAAUCAAUUUAGCCAUUCAAAGUACUCUUUAUUCGAACUUUAAUUAAGACAACUAAAAUAGGCUAUUCCGAUUAGGGACGGUAUCCAUACUUUCACAAAGAAACACCCAAAUUUUAUCAAUAUUAUUUGCUACAUAUUUAUAAAAAUGACACUCCAUCUACAUGGAAAAAAUAAAAAAAUACAAUUCUGGUGUUGCUACUCAAAUAUCGAUUGAACUGCCUCAAUGGUUUUAAGUGUGUACCCCUGUACAAACAUGUUAGGUCACAUGGUGUGCAUAGAGCAUAAACUUUCAUUACAUUUUGCCACUUAUUUUUGGAAAAAGUCAUUGGUGCAUCACCCCUAAAUGCAAGAUCCUGUAGACACAGUAUUUGUCGAUGGUGCCAUGUAAUGGUACAAGAUGGCAAAAUCCAUCAGGUUUAAAAAUUAAAGUAUUUAAAUUUUUGUUUUUAUAUGAUGUACCAUUCUUUGAAUAUUUAUAAGAAUACACAAUUACACAAUGUAACCACACAUGUACAAGAUAAGUAACAUGGUAGGUAAACAUUAAUUUACUGUGAAGAGAUUGGUAGGAAAAUGAAGUAAUAACAAAAUUUACAUAUAUGUGCCAGCUCUGUUGUUUACUACAGCAUUUAACAGCAAGGGUUUGUUAGAGAAUAAAGCACAACCUUUAUGUGACAUUAAUGAGUCUUUUCAUGUUGUGUAAAUUUCAGCCAAAAUAUUUUUUUAUCUACUGCAUUGCUUAAAUUUAACUUUACCUUUAAACCAGCUUACAGAGCAUUAGACUUUUCAUUGUUAUUUUUACCGUAUUAUGAAAUACAGCAGCUAUAUUUGCCUGUCGAAAACAAUAGAUUACACAAAUUUAAUCAUUAGCUUAUGUAAACUUGGCAUAUCUCAAUGUUGUGUUAAUUAUUAUAGCAUCAAGGGGUAAUAUAAAAAACUAGUCGUUAACCCGUGGAAAAAUCCACGGGGUCGCCCGUCCUUUAUAUCACAUAUUUCGUGUUUCCGCAGCACGAUGCUUUUUUUGCGCUCAAACAGACAGACAGAAUACAGCUAUUAGAGUUUAGUCGAUAAGGCCCGUGGAGAAAUCCACUAAGGCAGGAUAAAAUUGAGAAAGAAGCGCCAUUUAAAUUUUGAUGACGUCAACAACCCAUCUACAAAAAAAUUAGUACCUUGUUUUCAUGUUUCCUCCAUUGUGUAGGGCUUACACUGCUGAUCAAGAAAAUAUAUAUGAUCGUGUGGUGUUGAUGAGGCGAGUAAUGAAACAUAAGGGUUUAAAAAUUUUGCUGAUGUCAGCAAUGGCCCGUCAAAACCCCCAAAUUAUUUUUGGAAAUUUGUAUACCUGUUGCCUUCAUCGUAUAGAUCUUAAAACGCUGAUCAAGAAAAUGUAUAGGAUCAUGUACUUUUGACAAACGGUUGCAGAGAUAUCAAAGUUUAAAGGUUUUUUGAUGACAUCAUCAACGCGUCCAUUUCGAAACGGAUUCGGGGACCCAGGUUUGGGAAACUUACCCAAAUUGGUCCCAGGUAGUCCCUAUUUACCCAUGCAGGAGAUAACGUCAGUUAUUUCCAUCUGUUUCCAAGUUAUUUAGCCUUAAAUUUAAAAGUCCAAUGCAAUGGCUUCACUAAUCUUAAUAUACUUUCCUUUGACAUCAAUAUUGCUCUAACGUCAAAGUUUGCUAAUUUACAGAACAAAUUUAUAGGCGAUAUUUUAUAGACUUUAUCAAAGAAUUUUUAUUCACUUUCCAAAAGUCACAAACAGAACUGGCGUAUUAUUACAUAGAUAAUAUAUAUAAAAUAUAACAAGACUAAGUUUUAAAUUUCACACACAUACAGUAAUCUCAUAUCUUUUGUUUAACAUUCAGUGUAUUUGGAAUCUGAUGUUUUAAGGAUAGCUACAUGUUGUAAAUUAUUUCAUUUAUCACACCAUAUCCAUUACAUUUAAAACAUUUGUGUACAACAAAGCUUAAAAGUUGCGAUAUAUUGGUUAAAAAGCGAGGUCAUACAAAGCUUUAACAUGUCGUAUGUAAUUCUAAAAUGAUGAGAACUCGUCCUUGCAAGUCCUCAAUAGAACCUAUCCUCACAAAAUUAAGGGCAGAUCUUACUUGUUGUCUUUUGUGAUUCUGGACUUCUUUGGAUUACUUUUUUAUACAUAUGCAUCAAACCUGUCUAAACAGCCACUUAAAAGGCUGAAAAAUUUACAACAUUUUUAAACAAUUUUAUGAUGGAACAAACCUUUAUGUAUUUUUUACUCUCAGCAUAGUAUAUCGCAUAAUGUUGGAUGUUGAAGAGUUGGAAUGGCUUUAUCAUGCAGAAGGAAACUCUAAUAUUCUAGUAAAAAACGCAAAAUGUCACAAAGUCUUGCGAGCAAGAAAAAUCAACUUGGAGGGGACUGAAAGUAAUAACUCUGAGGAGAAUGGCAAAAUUAGAAAUGUGUUUUCAGUCAACGACGAAGAAAAUUUCAUUAAAAAUAUUAUUUCUCCACUUUUUGGAAGUUCUCUUGUGUACAUCACUGACAUUCAAACUAUUCCUUGCAGUAGUAAAAACUUUCUAAAGGAGCUCAAUAGAAAGAUUAAUUCUCUUCGUCCUAUAGGAAGAAAACACAAGGUUAUCGAUGUUAACUGUUCUCAUGUUCAACUAAUGCCUGAUCUAACAUUCCUUUCAGAAUGCCCAAAAUCUUCUUGUGUGUCUGUUGAAUUAAAACCCAAAUGGGGCCUGCUCCCUUCCUCUGACAAAAUCUGUGAGGCUCAUGCAAUUAAACAAGGGAUAUGUCGUUUUUGUAUGCAUCAAGAGUUAAAGCUGAGCACUGGAAAGAUUGGUGAGAAAAGUCAAUAUUGUCCACUAGAUUUAUUUGGUAACUGCACAUGUCGUAUGAGAAGUGCAUUACGUGCAUUAUUUCAACAUCCACAAAAUAAUAUAUGUCUUCAUGUGAAUGGGGAAAAUGUUACUAUGACUUUCUUUGAUAAAAAUAAAGUGGAUGAUUUAAAAAUUGAUUCUUCAUGUGAGCUUAUAGAAAUAUUGGUCAGCAUACUUACAACAGAUUCAUUUAAAGCUGAUAAUAAUAGUGAAGAAGUAUUAUUUAAAAGUAGUAAUAAUGAAGCUAAAACUUAUCAAAAUUGUAAAGGUGAAAGAAGUCACAUUAAUUGCAAACAAAUGGGGAAUUGGGGGAUCUUGAACAUUUUAAAGUCGUUGCAAUCAGUAGAUGAUCUUGGAAUUGAAGAAAUAUACAAACGGUACCAGUUCUAUUUACAAAAUGGUAACCUUCAAAACAUUGAAGAUUUUAUGGACUUUAAUUCAAAUUUAUGGACUCAAACUGUUUGCAAUAUUUUAUCUGGAAAAAAUGUGUCACAAAGUAAUGAUUUGGAUUUUGACAGCUUUUGUCGGUUUUUAAUUUCAACAACUUUGAAAGAUUGUAGCAUUAUCAUCACUCUUGCAUGUGUUAACAAGGACACAAUCAUUGAUUCAAUGAGUAAAUUUUUUUAUGUCCCAAAUCAAUGUUGGUACGCCUACAGAAUUAAAUUAGUUGACCUUGAACCACGUUGCAUUGAUAACAUACCAUAUUAUUACAACAUUGAUAACAAAAUAAUGUCUUUUUAUCUCAACAAAAUCAAUGCAUAGUUCAUGUUGUUUUGGCUGUAGUAAAGAAUAUAUUUGCAGAUGUUUUUUAUUUUAUCAUAUAUUUCGUGAUAUAUUAUUAUUAUUAUUGUUAUAUAUAUUAUUAUAAAUACUACACCUUUGGGUUUAAAAACAGUGGCAAUAUAUAAGUUAUAUUGGUCGUAACAGUGCAAAACUUGAAAUAAUUUAAAAAAUAAAACCCCUUUAGAGCUUUUCCUGAUAUGUGUUCUCAUAAACCAUUUUCAGAAUAAAAUACAAUGUAUUUUUUUAUUAUUACAAAUUUAGUUGAAUAUUUUUUCUUCUUUUGUUCUUAAUUACUUAUAGUGUUUUUAUUGUAAUUCAUUUCUAUUUAGUGUAAUUACGGCUAAUAUUAUCAUUUAUAUUUUCAACUUUAUCUUGAGGGAUACUUUCAUAGUUUGUUAAUAACUUACACUUCAUUGCCUUUUAUUUGUUGAAGAUAGGAAAUUUUAUCUGCCAAAACUUUUGUUCUUCUUAAUUUACACAGAUAUUUUUUUACAAAUGUUAUUUGGUCUAAUUUAUUAAAUUUAGUAGUUGCAAUUAGUAGCACUUAAAGUGUGUAUCUAAAACAGUUUUUACUGGUAUGCCUAUAUGUAUUUUAUGUCUUUCUUUGUAAGUAUUAUUUUGAGUAACUUCUAUUUUUACUCUUGUUGUACUGGUUGAAUAAAUCCGUGGAAAUAUUAACUUGCAAACCUGUUAGAAUUCAUUGUGCUUAUCACAAAAUGGUUUGUUGCUAUUUUCAUUUAAAAGACUGCAACAACAAUAAAAAUGUUUAUUGCCAGUGACAUUGCCUGUAAUUAAUUUAUACCAAAGCAAUUACUUUUUCUGUGGUUUUACGCUAAAUUAGCAUACAAUACAAUUCCUUUUUCAAAAUACAGAAUAUAGUUUUUAGGGGAUGCUUUAUUAUGACCUUUUAAGAGAAACUGUAAAAAAGUAUAAUCAUCUUUGCCUGUUACAGACAGACACAGCGUAUUAAUAUAAGACAUACAUGGGUGUCUUAAAAGUACUUGAUUUAUAUUUUAUUAAUUU